Symbiodinium sp. CCMP2592 is the source of this 642-nucleotide messenger RNA. The record is from the annotation of a GenBank genome assembly. Lineage: Eukaryota; Dinophyceae; Suessiales; Symbiodiniaceae.
AUGGCUCACCGGCAGGUGUUUUCCGCCAUGGGAUUUCUGGCCGCGGCCGCCGCAGAGAUUGCUGUUUGCCCCGGCGAAAGCGACAGAUAUGGAGACUUCAAGUGCAACCACGAUCCGACGCACCGCGUGUGUGCGACUUUGCUCGACAGCAGUGGAAAGCCGUUAGCUUGGGGAAGCAAUGGGACAUUUUGGGAAAUCACUGGCCAGAGCGCGUUUCAAUGGGAUGACCGGAUUCGCGCGAAUCAUGGAGACAGCUGGUGCAUUUGCAUGUGGGCAACGGCCAGACUGAUAGAGACCGUUGGCUGCGAGAACAUCCACCUAAACUGCGCUGCAACCGAUGUGGCCUAUGUGGAGAACAGCUACCAGGAUUCUGGAGUGUCUUUGGCUGCGGCGAAAUCUUGCCUAGAACGAAAGUGUCCCAAACAGUCCCUCCCGCAGGAACUUGACGAUGCUAGCCUGGCUGCAGCUGUCCCAGGCUCGACGCCGCAGCACAGCAUGGCCAACUGGAUGCCAAGCUCUUUCCUGCCACUGAAGCUCGGGGGCGUCCUUGUGGCUCUCAUCGCCGGGGUGGCGAUGUAUGUUCGAAGUCCAGGCAGGCAAGACACGCAGCUCCGUGAGGUGGAGCUGGAACGGGCACUUUGA